AUGGCCCGGCCCGGCACGGGGACGCUGGUCUUGGCCAACGGGCUGGGCUUCCCCCCCAGCAACGUGGCCCGCGUCGUGGUGUGGGAGUGGCUGAACGAGCAUGGCCGCUGGCGCCCCUACACGGCGGCCGUGUGCCACCACAUCGAGAACGUGCUGAAGGAGGACGCCCGCGGGAGCGUGGUCGUGGGGCAGGUGGACCCGCAGCUCUCGCCGUACAUCAUCGACCUGCAGUCUAUGCACCAGUUCCGGCAGGACACAGGGACGAUGCGCCCGGUGCGAAGGAACUUUUACGACCCCUCCUCGGCUCCCGGCAAGGGGAUCGUGUGGGAGUGGGAGAACGACAACAACUCCUGGACACCGUACGACAUGGACAUCUGCAUCACCAUUCAGAACGCCUACGAGAAGCAGCACCCCUGGCUGGACCUGUCUUCGCUGGGGUUUUGCUACCUGAUCUACUUCAACAGCAUGUCUCAGGUGAACCGGCAGACGCAGCGGAAGCGCCGCCUCCGGAGGCGCAUGGACUUGGCCUACCCGCUCACCAUGGGCUCCAUCCCCAAGUCCCAGUCCUGGCCCGUGGGCACCAAUUCCGGGCACCCCUGCUCGUGCCAACAAUGCCUGCUGGUCAACAGCACCCGGGCGGCCUCCAAUGCCAUCCUGGCCUCCCAGCGCAGGAAGGUGUAUUCGGGCAACGGCAACGGCACGCAGGCCGUCCGUCAGAGCAAUACGUUGAGCGGGAUGGCCCUGUGGUCUCUGGGGACUGCGCAGGCUGGGGGGACAGCCAAGAUCGAGCAGGUCCGCUCGGCCAACGGGAUGCAAGGGGCCGCUUUCUCACGAAGUCAGAGUGCUCCCAGCAACCCCCAGCUCCCCGGUCAAAACAACCUGAACCGGCCAGGGACGCAGCGCGUGGCCGUCCUGAGCACCAGGGCUACUAUCCCCCCAGGAGUUCCUGCCCUCCCAGUCAAGAACCUGAAUGGAACGGGUCCGGUGCACCCUGCCUUAGCAGGAAUGACGGGCAUCCUGAUGUGUGCCGCCGGCCUGCCCGUCUGCCUCACUCGAGCCCCGAAGCCCAUCCUGCAUCCGCCGCCCGUCAAUAAGAGCGAUGUGAAGCCAGUGCCCGGCAUCACUGGGAUAUCCCGGAAGACCAAGAAGAAGCACCUGAAAAAGAGCAAGAACCCCGAGGACGUGGUGCGGCGUUAUAUCCAGAAGGUGAAGAAUCCUCCCGAUGAGGACUGUACCAUCUGCAUGGAGAGGCUGGUGUCCUCCUCGGGCUACGAGGGGAUCCUCAGGCACAAAGGUGCCAAGCCAGAGCUGGUGGGGAAGCUGGGCAAGUGCGGGCACCUGUACCACCUCCUCUGCCUGGUCGCGAUGUACAACACCGGCAACAAGGAUGGCAGCCUGCAGUGCCCCACAUGUAAGGCCAUCUAUGGGGAGAAGACGGGGACUCAGCCUCCUGGGAAGAUGGAGUUCCACAUUAUCCCACACUCACUCCCUGGCUAUUUGGAUUGCAAAACCAUCCGCAUCGUGUAUGAUAUUCCAACAGGGAUCCAGGGCCCAGAGCACCCAAAUCCCGGGAAGAAGUUCACUGCGCGAGGCUUUCCACGCCACUGCUACCUUCCCGACAACGAGAAAGGCCGAAAGAUCCUGAAGCUCCUGAUCACAGCCUGGGAACGCCGGCUCAUCUUUACCAUCGGCACGUCCAAUACGACAGGCGAGUCCGACACAGUGGUGUGGAAUGAGAUCCACCACAAGACCGAGUUCGGCUCCAACCUCACCGGCCACGGCUAUCCCGACCCGAACUACCUGGACAAUGUCCUGGCCGAACUGACGGCCCAGGGGGUCUUGGAACCCAGCCUGAAGGACUGAGGCUUCUCUGCUCCCCCGUCUCCCGCCCACAUUUUGCCAUGUGCUGCGUGGAAGCGUGAACACUGCCUGCGUCCGUCCGUCCAUCCGUCUGUCCGUCCUUCCGUCUGUCCGUGUGUGUGUCUGUCCGUUUGUCGAUUCGGCUCUCCACCAGCGUUCAGGAUAGAUCUCGUCGCCUUCUCAUGUCGCUUCUGCUGCCUUGACUUCGGGUGACGUUCACACAGCAUUGCGGGGCUGGCCAAGGAAAUCCCCGCUCAGGGGACCGCUCUCCCCCCCGGACCGGGACUGCCUCGCUAGCCCUCUUUCUCUGUCGAAGCAGCAGUGGGAAGACCACCCAAACCUGUGCAAGUGAGCAACGGACGCGUGUGCUCCGCCGUCCUCUUUUCCCUUUUGAUAUAUUCACACAUAUAUUCUUGGCUGCCCACCAUCUUCCUCUUGACCCGACUGUGUACGUGUGCCCCUACGAUGGCUGUGCGGUACCUGCAGGUCUGUACAGCAAGUCGGAUGUAACAGGACAGCUGCAAAGCCCGUGGUGCAAGCUCUGGCCACCCGUCCUCUCACCCGCGGCUGCUGUCGCAUCUCUCGUGCCUCCCUUUUGUCGCUCGGCCGGCAGGCGGCUGGGAGCACCUCCGGUUUGAGGCUAGAAGGGGCAAAGACAGACGCACCGCCGUGCCAGCUCUGGGUUCUUGCCCCACGGCCUGGGAUGCCUUCUCCUGUGAAGGUCACCGCAAGACGGAAUGGGAAAGCAGCCAGUCCCUUCUCCCCACAUGCCAGGCAAGGGCCACAUCUGUGCUCGGAGGGCCGGCUCCCCUCUCCGGCACAGCUGAGAUCACCGAUGCAUUAAUUUUGCUGCCCGCUGGGCUGGAAAACUGCCACGCACCCCCUGGGAUGCCAAAUCGCACCCCCGAGAACCUUCACGGGGCGCUGCUCUGCUUCCCAGCCUUGCUUUGCCUUGCUUUCGUGGGGAGCCGUGGCAGGGCCUGGGGAGGGCUGGGCCGGCCGCAUGCAAUGCCCCCUUGGCCUUGCGGCCCAGGCAGAUGGGAUGCUUGAUGCACUGCUUUUCCUGCAGUCUGUCCCCCCCCCCCCCCAGCCACGCCUCCGCAGGCUCUCCUGCCUGUCUGCCCCGUGGCCAUUCAGCCUCACCUCUCUCUGCAAGAAGCCGGUGUGGUCUGGCUCGGCAGCCGUGGCGUCGUGGCACCGGGACUUCCCAGGGGCACAUCUGGCUCCUCCUCCUUAGCAGGGACACUGAUGCCAGCUUGCCACCCGGGCAGCCCUGCUCCUCUGAGCUUGGCUGCAGUGGGUGCGGGUGGCCUGGCACUUUGCAAGACGGGGGAAGCGCUCCCAAGGUCUGCCUUCCACACCGUUUGCGCUGGCUGAGCUCAGUGGUCAGAGCAAACGUUCAGCUUGCUGGGAGAGCCCUUAGAUUUCCCCCUGUCCUGGAGCUGCCGGUCUCCUGUGCAAAGGAUCUCUUGCCACGCUGCAUGGCAUGGGGGGGGGUGCUCCCCCCACAUUCUCCUCCUGGAACAAUGGCAAGAACGGGGAUCUUUCCUGUGCAGAAGACCAGCCGGGCUCGAAGGCAUCGGAUGCCUUCUUACUGUUGCACCAAGGGGAGAAUUUUCACCGGUGCAUCUUCCCCUCCCUGGCACACCUGUUCUGUCUUACACUGUGCUGGCUCCCAUGCCGUGCACAGAUUCCAAGAAUAUGCCCCCCACCGGCUUCUCUGAAAUGGAAUUCAGACCCUCCGAAUGCUGGAUAUGGAGGCCACACCUCUGUACGACCGUCACCAUUUUUGGCAGGGGUCCUGUGAACGCAGCCAGAAAGAAGGAGAAAGAGCAAGACCAGGAAAGACCCCACUGGUGGGAUUCCCCAAAGACAUUCUUCUUCAGCAGGUGGCGCCCCGGGUGAUGCUGAACAGAAGCAUCAAAGGACAUUGCCUGUUGGGCCCACGUUCAGCGCCCAUUCAACCUGCCUUCGGGCGCCAGCCCCUUUGGUAGGAAUGACGCCAAGAAUUACAGCUACUGUGGAUCUUACUGUCUUUUAUUGCAAACCACCCAGAGAGCCCUCUGAGCUAUGAAGCAGUCUAUAUAUGUUAACAAACAAAUAAACCCCCUAACAGCU
This is a messenger RNA of Varanus komodoensis (Komodo dragon), 3978 nucleotides long. It is a transcript of the gene DTX1, whose product is annotated as deltex E3 ubiquitin ligase 1. Gene Ontology annotation, molecular function: zinc ion binding; ubiquitin protein ligase activity. The transcript has 10 exons. Lineage: Eukaryota; Metazoa; Chordata; Lepidosauria; Squamata; Varanidae. Gene Ontology annotation, biological process: protein ubiquitination; Notch signaling pathway. The record is from RefSeq and is a predicted model, not a curated record. Bases 1 to 1863 code for a protein of 620 amino acids. Gene Ontology annotation, cellular component: nucleoplasm.